GGGCUCCCGGCCCCUUGCCCCCCCUCCAGAUCGCCAGGACCUGGAGCAGGCCGACAAGGUGGACAAGCUGCAGGAGCCGCUGCUGGAGGCGCUGAAGAUCUACGUGAGGAAGAGGAGGCCCAACAAGCCCCACAUGUUCCCCAAGAUGCUGAUGAAGAUCACGGACCUGCGCAGCAUCAGCGCCAAGGGCGCCGAGCGGGUGAUCACGCUGAAGAUGGAGAUCCCCGGCUCCAUGCCGCCCCUCAUCCAGGAGAUGCUGGAGAACUCGGAGGGCCUGGACACGCUGGGCGGGCAGCCGGGCGCCUCCCGCGUGAGCAGCCUGGCGCCGCCCCCCGGCAGCUGCAGCCCCAGCCUGUCGCCCAGCUCCAACAGAAGCAGCCCGGCCACCCACUCGCCGUGACGCCGCGGCCGGCGCCGGCGUCAGGACGCCGUUCUUGCUCUUUGCUGCCAGGCCCGAGGGCCGCAUGGCAAGCCAAGGAGGAGGGGGAGGAGGUGACGCUGCCGCGGGCCACCCCCCUCCUCCGGGCCCCAGCCCGUUCCUGUCCGUAUCAGCACACACUGUGGCCAUGGCUUCCCUGUUGACUUGUGACGGACUCUUCCGUAGAAUCAGAAGUGGAUCCCGUGGGCACUGCCAGGGGGCACUGAGCCCUCGCUGGGAUCAGCUGGGGCCGGUUUACAGACCCCCAGCGACUGAUGUUUGUACCCAGGUUGGAGCAAACUAGCGCCCCGCUCCCCCCCACUCUCACCCCCCCCAGCGCGCUGUCGCAGGGGUCCGGCCCACGGCUGGGGGGCGCUGCACCCAUGUGAAGAUGAAGUGUCUUUUGGUUGAGUUGCAUUUCAAGUGUUUCCGGGGGGGUUGGGGGGAGAGGGUCAGUUUGGGAAACGUUAGUUGUUUUUUAAAAUUUUCAUGAGCAAAAUCGAUCAGCGGAUUGUGGCCGUCACGCGCACCCCCACACACACCAUGUUCCCCCCACACACACACACGCCUGUCGUCACCAGCAAAACCAACAACAAUCCAAUUCGCUUGUCAGGUAAAACCAGAAACACCCGCCAGGAACCAGAGGCCGAUUCAUUGCAAAGCCAGACAAAGCCAGAUUAUAUAUCUAUAAAUAGCUAUAAAUAUCUAUAAAUACCUUUUAAAAACUUUGUAAAAGUCGGGAGGGGUUUUUAGAGACGUGCUGCGGUUGGCAAGGGGGGGUCCCGGAUCUGGAUGUGAAGUGGGGGCGGGGAGGGGGCUGGGGGGGGACAGGGGUCCACACAAUUUAUUAUUAUUAAAUUUUUUUGUUGUUG
Messenger RNA from Chrysemys picta bellii (western painted turtle), 1290 nucleotides. The record is from RefSeq and is a predicted model, not a curated record. Lineage: Eukaryota; Metazoa; Chordata; Testudines; Emydidae.